AUGGUCCGCCUGGUUCAGUUGCUCGGGUUGGCAGCAGCGGCUGCUGCGAGUCUGUCGCAGCUCGAGACCAAUGGUCGUUCUGCAUGGGGCACACUGCCAUCGCCCACUCUCCCCAAGUUCCUUUUGGAUGGUCCUAUGGAAAAUGGCGUCCCAUGGGGACACGCGAAUCCGGCUGGAGACGCACCUAAUACCGGAGUGACACGCCAUUACGAUUUCACCAUCACACGGGCCUUCAAGUCGCCCGAUGGCUACAACAAGAGCGUCAUUCUGAUUAAUGAUCAGUUUCCAGGUCCAAUGAUUGAGGCGAAUUGGGGAGAUAUGAUCCAGGUUACGGUGACUAACGAAAUUGACAGUGAUGAGGAGGGCGUCACUCUGCACUGGCACGGUAUUUUGCAGAAGAAGACCCCUUGGUAUGAUGGUGUUCCCGGCGUCUCCCAAUGCCCAAUUGCUCCCCGCGGGGGCAAAUUCACGUAUACAUUCCAGGCAGAUCAGUUCGGCACUGGGUGGUAUCAUUCCCACUACAGCGCACAGUAUGAUGACGGUCUAUACGGCCCAAUGGUUAUUUACGGUCCUGUCCAGGAUGAGGUGUCUUACGACUAUGAUCUGGGGCCAGUCAUGAUCUCCGAUUACUUCCAUAUCAGCUACUACAAAGUGCUGGAAUUGUCCUUCUCGAAGCCGCCAGUGGGGGUAGCGGUCGACAAUAAUUUAAUCAACGGCAAAGGCGUUUGUGACUGCAGUAACAUCAAUGCUGAUGUGAAUAAUGAGCAGGCCAGCUGUCAAGCCGGGGCCGGACGGGCCAAGUUCCAAUUUCAUUCUGGAAAGAAUCAUCGGCUGCGCCUUAUCAAUUCCGGAUCUCUUGCCAAUCAGAAAUUCAGCAUCGACAAUCACGAGCUUUUGGUGGUCGCGAAUGACUAUGUUCCCGUCCAGCCGUACAAAACCAACGUGGUUACCUUGGGUGCUGGCCAGCGAACGGAUGUCAUCGUCCACGCUACUGGCUCACCCGCCGACGCAGUCUGGAUGCGAUCUGAAUUUGACAUGGUAUGCCUGGUAGCCAAUGCUACCGUGCCGAAUGCGCUUGCAGCGAUCUACUAUGAAAAUGCCGAUACUUCCGUCGAUCCCACUACGGAGGGGACAGAAUGGGAGAGCAACAACUGUCGCAACGAUCCGCUCAACCAGACAGUGCCAUACUACCCACUACAACCUCCUUCUCAGCCCGACACCACCCAAACGGUCACCAUCAGCGUCGGAUUGAACGACACAGGGUUCGCGGUGAUGUUCAUGGACGGCUCAUCCUUCCGGGCCGACUACAACGAUCCCAUUCUUCUCGACGCCAAGGAAGGAAACUUCACCUUCCCUGCAGAACGAAACGUCUACAACUUCGGCUCAAACUCCAGCGUGCGUCUGAUCUUCAAUAACACCUACGCAACCGUUCACCCUAUGCAUCUCCAUGGCCACAAUUUCUGGGUCCUGGCUGAGGGCUUAGGUACCUGGGAUGGCAAGAUCACGAACCCCGAGAAUCCGCUCCGUCGCGACACGUAUAAUCUGCAACCGGGCUCGACGACGUUGCCCUCCUAUUUGGUACUGGAGUGGAGGCAGGAUAAUCCGGGUAUCUGGCCUUUGCAUUGUCACAUGUCUAUUCACUCGAGCGCGGGGAUGUUCAUGCUGGUGAUGGAGCAACCGAACUCCAUAGAGAGGGAUAUGCAGAUUCCCAUGGUUAUGGCGCAAACGUGUCGUGAUUGGGACCGUUUCAGUAAUAAUGAUUUUGUGGAUCAGAUCGAUUCGGGUGUAUAG
Molecule: messenger RNA, 1791 nt
Organism: Penicillium lagena
Lineage: Eukaryota; Fungi; Ascomycota; Eurotiomycetes; Eurotiales; Aspergillaceae
Product: multicopper oxidase-domain-containing protein
Exons: 3
Coding region: 1-1791 (596 amino acids)
Molecular function (GO): oxidoreductase activity; copper ion binding
Source: RefSeq, a predicted model, not a curated record